Paramuricea clavata is the source of this 1212-nucleotide messenger RNA. Lineage: Eukaryota; Metazoa; Cnidaria; Anthozoa; Malacalcyonacea; Plexauridae. The record is from the annotation of a GenBank genome assembly.
UCGUUGAAGUUCAAGAAGAGGAGGAAUGAAAUUCGAACACAGAGAAUUCAUGGGACCUUAUCGGAUGAAAAGAAGGAAGGUACAACAUAUCAGAAAAACAUUGGUCUAACAUUAUCAAAAGAUUGUGGUGUUAGUUGUGAAAAUGAUGAAGCUUUGCAAACUGAUAUACCAGAUGACAAUCUCGGUGCUUAUGAAAAAUUUGUGCCCCCCUACACACCAAGACCCGAGUGUUCUCCUUUAGAGAUUAAUGAAGCAGAUUUAUCCUACAAUAUCAUCCUAUUUGACACUGAGACAAAUAAGAUGGGAAAAGAUGCGGAACUAUGUCAAAUAGCAGCAAUAAACCAAGCAGGUGAUCGAUCCUUUUCAGAGUACAUUUUACCAAACAAGAAUAUAGAAAAACAUGCAUCGAAGGUGAACAAUCUUACUAUACGAACUAUAAACGGUCAACGAGCACUCUUCAAGGAAUCUAAUCCAGUUCAAACGCUUACCUGCGAUGAUGCCUUGACCCUUUUUGUCAGUUUCAUUGAAAAAUCUGCGAAAGAAGUCGAGAAAUCAACAUCAAAGAAUGUCUGUUCUGUUCUUGUAGGUCAUAAUGCCAAGCGAUUCGAUGUUCCUGUGUUACUUCGCAACAGCAACAGCAGCAUAAUAACAAAAUUCCAAUCCUUGUCUAUGUGUUUCGCUGACACCCUUACGUUGUUUGAAUACUUGGUAAAAAAUUCAAUUCUGCAAGACCAGAACGGAGGCCCUUGUGCGUUGAAUCAAUCUGCAGUUUACAUGGCUCUAUUCAAUCAACAUUUCAACGCCCACGACGCUCUAGAGGAUGUCAAAGCUUUACGUCGAAUACUUUUUGCAUCACGGCUAAAUCUUUCCUCCAGGGAUCUGUUAAAUCACUGCAAACCCAUAUCUUUUAACGAAGCUUACAACGACAAUCUUUACCUUUGUAAACGACACAAACUAUCCGAAACAUUUGGAAGUCUUUUAUACGACAACAGUUGUGGGAAAUCAACGAUCAGCAAAUGCAUGGUAGAAAAGAUCGCCGGCAGCGGCUUGAGUUAUGCAAACUUGAAAAACAUCUUUGACAAAUUUGGCAGAAAAGGACUUGUUCGAGUGUUAUCUACAUCGCCUCCCGGUUUCAAAAAGCCACGGGUAACAAAAACGAAGAAAAUCUUGCUUGCAAUCGUGCGCCAUUUCGAAGCAUCACAUAAACAAUAA